Aplosporella prunicola CBS 121167 is the source of this 1454-nucleotide messenger RNA. RefSeq lists its product as uncharacterized. Gene Ontology annotation, molecular function: (S)-2-hydroxyglutarate dehydrogenase activity; (S)-2-hydroxy-acid oxidase activity. Bases 127 to 1386 code for a protein of 419 amino acids. Gene Ontology annotation, cellular component: mitochondrion. Lineage: Eukaryota; Fungi; Ascomycota; Dothideomycetes; Botryosphaeriales; Aplosporellaceae. The transcript has 2 exons. The record is from RefSeq and is a predicted model, not a curated record.
UUUCGGGUGUCGGAAAGACGUUGUGGGAGCGUGGGCGUGUAGUUGAGUUGAGACUGAAAGACGCGAAUUCCGAACACCUCCUCACCACCAUCACCACCUCCGCCAGCAACAACAUCACCAGCGACGAUGCUAGCGCUCCACCGCGCAGCGGCCGCAACAGCGCGCACGCCGCUCCCAGGCCUGCCCGCCUCACUCUUCCGCGCACAACUGCAAGCGUCAGCGUUGACGAUUAAGCGUGGCGCGGCAGACUUCACGCACGCGGUCGUCGGGGGCGGCGCAGUGGGGCUGGCCGUGGCGCGCAAGCUGCAGCAACGCGAGGGCGCCGCGACGGUGCUGGUCGAGCGGCAUGGCUCCGUGGGCACGGAGACGAGCAGUCGGAACUCUGAGGUCAUUCACGCGGGUCUCUAUUACGGGCCGGACACGCUCAAAACAAAACUCUGUGUCAAGGGCAAGAAGAUGAUGUACGACAUAUGCCAGAAGUACGCGAUCCCGCACCGCAACUGCGGCAAAUGGGUCGUGGCGCAAGACGAUGCCCAGAUGGACGAGCUACACAAGGUAAACGAAUUCGCUAAGAAGAUAGGCGUGCCAACCAAUUUUCUUCCACUCGAAGAAGCUAGGCGCCUCGAACCCGACGUACGCGCGAGGAAAGGAAUCCUCAAUUCCCCGACGACGGGCAUCGUCGACUCGCACUCGUACAUGAAGUUCCUCGAGGGUGAUUUCGAAGAAGCGGGUGGCAUCUGCGCCUUCCACUCUCCUGUGACGCGGGUUAACCCCAUCAACGGCGGGGCCGGCGGAUGGGAAAUCUACACAAAGGCGCCCGACACGGGCGAGGAGACGUGCAUCACAGCCGAGACGCUCAUCAACUCGGCCGGGUUGGCAGCCAUCACACUGUCCAACUCAAUCUUACCGGCUGAGCGACACCGCAAGCCGUUCUACUGCAAGGGCUCCUAUUUCUCGUACUCGGCGUCGGGGCCUCGGCCCUCGGUGCUGGUGUAUCCGGCGCCGCGCGCGGGACACGGCGGCUUGGGCACACAUCUGACGCUGGAUCUGGGCGGACGCAUCCGCUUCGGGCCCGAUGUCGAGUGGGUCGACGCGCCCGAUGACCUGCGCGCCAAUGGGGCGCGCCUGCCCGAGGCUCUCGACGAGAUCGAACAGUUCCUGCCAUCCAUUGAACGUGAUGCUGUCGGACUAGACUAUGCGGGCGUGCGUCCGAAGCUGGGGAGAGCGGGCGCUACGUUUAGUGGUGGGCAGGGCGGGUUCCAGGAUUUUUACAUCCGCAAGGAAGAGGGAUUUGAGGGCUUUGUGAAUCUGUUGGGCAUCGAGAGUCCCGGGCUGACGAGCAGCUUGGCCAUUGCGGACGAGGUGGAUGAAUUGCUGUAUGGGUGAAUUAUAUAGACUUUGUAAAAUAGGUAUAGUUGUAUAUAUACAAAAGUAGGAGUAGUUAGUAGUGGUGG